Messenger RNA from Leishmania braziliensis MHOM/BR/75/M2904, 669 nucleotides. RefSeq lists its product as hypothetical. The record is from RefSeq and is a predicted model, not a curated record. The transcript has a single exon. Lineage: Eukaryota; Euglenozoa; Kinetoplastea; Trypanosomatida; Trypanosomatidae. The coding region runs from base 1 to 669 and encodes 222 amino acids.
AUGUCGUCUGGCAGAAUAUACAAGUUUAUUUUCCGCAAGGAGCAGCCUCAGUGGCUGUGGGACUUGGCACUUGAGGUUCGCCUUCCUGCCUUGUUCCUGGUGGGUGUGGUAUACGUGAACACAAAGUGCUACUACGACGCACUGAGCUCCUACCAGGCGGGCUCGCGAUGGGGCAUUACUCAAGGAAAGCUGCUAGAGCUACGCAAGCUCAACUAUAGGCACAUUAGCGUCCCGCGGUACGCGGUCAAGUACGAAUUCGAGGUUGAUGGCAAGCGAUACGUCUCCACUCGUGGCACCACCGGUUCUCCGUAUCGAAACUGGAUGGAGGGGUGGUAUGACGACACCAUCACGGAGGCGGAGUACCUCCAGGCUAUUCCGGUGCUUCGCGUUGGUGAGCGAUGCAGCGUUUUCUAUGACAAGAAGAACCCCAAAGCACAUUCUGCACUGGCGCAGGAUGCCAACUCGUUCGAGAUUUCCUUUCUGGGCUUCUUGGCCUUCUUUCCGCUGCUCAUGGGCCACUACAUGAAGGCCCAUUUUUGGAUGCUUCGAAAGGCUUACAUGCCCAACAAGAAGAUACGUGUCCGCUUUCCAGUGUACGACCAUCCGAAGCCACCCCCGCCACCGCCAAAAGAACCUCGACAUAUAUCGCAGUCGCCCCCAAAGAGCUGA